CGUCGUUGUGCGUCAACUCCCCAGUCCCCCCACCAUCACUGUUCUACAGAGGAAGAAAGGGGGAGACGGGAAACCUAUACUGAACGCUUUCACACAAAUAUGAGCGGCAGCGGGCGGGCCAGGACCAGCUCAUUCGCUGAGCCUCCCGGAGCUCCCGGAUCUGCUGUAGCCGGUGCCGUAUCGGCGGUGGCCAGCGGAAGCUCGACAGGAAAAACUGGGGCUUCACAAGCCAGUGGAAGCGGCUCGACGAGCUUUGGAAAUUUGAAACUGCCCAGAGACAGCGGCAAAGUGACGACGGUGGUAGCCACCCCCGGCCAGGGCCCUGACCGCCCGCAGGAAGUGUCCUACACAGACAUAAAGGUCAUUGGAAAUGGCUCCUUUGGCGUAGUCUACCAGGCUCGCCUCAUCGACACGCAGGAGAUGGUGGCAAUUAAGAAAGUUCUCCAAGAUAAAAGGUUUAAGAAUAGGGAGCUGCAGAUUAUGAGAAAGUUGGACCACUGCAACAUUGUGAGGCUACGCUACUUCUUCUACUCGAGCGGAGAGAAGAAAGAUGAGGUGUAUUUGAAUCUUGUGCUGGAUUUCGUCCCGGAGACGGUGUACAGGGUGGCUCGGCACUUCAACAAGGCCAAGGCCAUCGUUCCCAUCAUCUAUGUUAAGGUGUACAUGUACCARCUGUUUCGCAGUCUGGCCUAUAUCCAUUCCCAGGGCGUUUGUCACAGAGACAUAAAGCCUCAGAACCUCCUGGUAGACCCAGAGACUGCCAUCCUCAAGCUUUGUGACUUUGGCAGUGCAAAGCAGCUAGUUCGAGGGGAGCCGAAUGUGUCCUAUAUUUGCUCACGGUACUACCGUGCCCCAGAGCUCAUAUUCGGCGCCACCGACUACACGUCCAACAUCGACAUCUGGUCGGCCGGCUGCGUGUUAGCCGAGCUGCUGCUGGGCCAGCCCAUCUUCCCCGGGGACAGCGGUGUGGACCAGUUAGUAGAGAUCAUUAAGGUUUUGGGGACGCCGACGAGGGAGCAGAUCCGGGAGAUGAACCCUAACUACACAGAGUUUAAAUUCCCACAGAUCAAAGCACAUCCUUGGACAAAGGUGUUUAAGCCUCGCACCCCACCAGAGGCCAUCGCCCUCUGCUCCCGCCUGCUGGAAUACACCCCCGUUUCCAGACUGUCUCCUCUGGAAGCAUGUGCGCACGCCUUCUUCGAUGAGCUGCGUCAGCCCAACACCCGCCUGCCCAGCGGACGGGAACUGCCGCCCCUUUUCAACUUCAGUCCUGUUGAGCUGUCCAUUCAGCCCCAGUUGAACUCCACACUCAUUCCUCCUCACGCUCGUGCACAGACAUCGCCUGCCUCACACGAGGGCAGCGUGUCGGACAGUACCGCCCAGCCCAGCUCAGCACCCGGAUCCAUCAACAACAGCACCUGAGCAUCCAUCCCUCUAUCACAAAUUUCAGUUUCGUCUUCCCCAAUUAUUUCUUUCCUUCUGCCCCCACAUCUUUUUUUUUUUUUCUUCCCCCUGCUCCUCUCCCUCUAAAAGCUUCGUCCAGGCUCCAACCUAUAAAGUAGAAAAAGAUAACCAAACUCACUCAACUUAAACGCUCKGCAUUUGUAUCUUUUCCAAAACUAUUCCAAUAGAAAGCGGCUGCUGCGGCCGCUYGCUUCAUGAAGCUGUGGGUUGUUUUAUCGGCGUUUUGUAGCUGCCCUUUGGUUUAAUGGAAGCUGSAGUUCAAAUGGGCAGAUAAAAAGUCAAAGUUGGUAGGAUAAGGAGAAGUCUUCUACACAUUCUGGGGUUUCUGUAUUGAAAUCAACAGCUGACUUUUAUUAUUAUUUUUUUUUCUUCUUUUUUUUUAUGUAUUUAAUUUGCAUUAAAAUAUUUUAGAAAUGGCCA
Messenger RNA from Poecilia reticulata (guppy), 1884 nucleotides. It is a transcript of the gene gsk3ab, whose product is annotated as glycogen synthase kinase 3 alpha b. Gene Ontology annotation, biological process: insulin receptor signaling pathway; regulation of neuron projection development; regulation of microtubule cytoskeleton organization. NCBI's taxonomy places the organism in Eukaryota, Metazoa, Chordata, Actinopteri, Cyprinodontiformes, Poeciliidae. The record is from RefSeq and is a predicted model, not a curated record. Gene Ontology annotation, cellular component: cytoplasm; nucleus; cytosol. Gene Ontology annotation, molecular function: ATP binding; protein serine/threonine kinase activity.